GUAACACUUUAUAUUGCCAGCAGCCCAUUACAGAGAAAUCUGUUGGUUUUGUCUUUCAGGUGCAAAGAUGGCUUGAAAGGAUUUACAUACUCUGCUCUAAAAUUCAUUGUAGGGAAAGAAGAAAUCCCCACCCAUUCUUUUUCACCUGAAGCAGCAUUUUCAAAAACAGAUAGAAAAAUCAAGCAGAGUGAAAAAGUAUCACAGCCAAUGAACAUACUGGCACUAACAAAAAAGCUCAUGGACAAAGUGUGCAAACAUGGCCCAAGGCAUAGAUGCUGUAAACACUAUGGAGAUAAUUGCAUCUCAUACUGUAUUAAAGGCUUCAUUAGGAUGUUUAGCAUUGGUUACCUGAUCCAGUGUUGCCUUCGGAUUCCUUCCACCUUCCGGCAUCUGCUUACACAACCAUCACGGCUACUUUCCCUCUUCUACAACAAGGAAAAUUUCCAGCUUGGAGCUUUCCUGGGAUCUUUUGUCAGUAUAUACAAAGGUACAAGUUGCUUUCUGCGCUGGGUCCGAAACCUAGAUGAUGAACUUCAUGCGCUUGUAGCUGGGUGUCUAGCAGGAAUUUCUAUGAUGUUUUACAAAAGUACAACUAUCUCUAUGUAUCUGGUGUCUAAAUUAGUAGAGACUAUAUACUUCAAAGGCAUUGAAGCAGGGAAGGUUCCCUAUUUUCCUCACGCAGACAGCAUCAUCUAUGCCAUUUCUACAUCGAUAUGCUUUCAGGCAGCUGUGAUGGAAGUUCAGAACCUGAGACCUUCAUACUGGAAAUUUCUUUUACGACUAACAAAGGGCAGGUUUGCUCUCAUGAACAGGAAAGUUUUAGAUGUGUUUGGUACUGAAGCAUCUAAGAACUUCAAGGAUUUCACGCCUAAUCUUGACCCAAGAUACACAGUUGUGCCACCAGAGCUACCGUUGGAGCUGUCUUGAACACAGCAGUGUGGCUCAUCAUUGAAUGUGAUCAGCAUUUUGUCCUGAAAAGUUAAUUAACUUGACAGUCAUAUAUAUAUGGAGGAGGGCUAGAGCUCCACUUCAGUAUUACUUCAAUGAGAAAUGCUUUUUACCAAUCAGAAAUACUGAAGCUUUGCAGGGGGAGUGUGGCUUAGUGAUUAAGCCCCUUCCAUAAGCAGAAAACACUUCUGGAUUACUAUAGUUGGUUGACAGUAUGGUAGAGUCUUGAAUGAAUUAAACAAAUGAGUAAUAUAUUUAGAAAAGAGAAGUAAAACAUAAAUAUGCUUCAUAAUUUCAAAAAUUCCAUAGUUCAUACCAGUAGAAUGUUUCUUGGUAAAACUAAAAGUAAUUCUUAAUUUAGAAAGGAAGACAAUUGGCAUAGUUUAGGUCCAAAAUUUUACCUGAUCUUAAAAAUACUGCAGACUGGUCAAAAUGCCUCCCUGGUUUUCUAAAUUACAUCACUGAUUUGUCUCAAAAUAGCCACCACCCCCUCAUUGGUUAAAAUUAGGGUAUUUUCACACAGCUGUGGUUGCAAAAUGAGGCAUUCCUUAGGAAAAGAAAAUGCAUAUUGAUUCAGAAAUCACAUUCCAGGGCUGUAAAUUCCACUGGUGAUGCAGAUAACGGACAAGGGAAACAAGAAGGUGGUACCAGUGGCUGCUGUGCGCCAAGGAGCAGUGGGUGUGGUGGUCAGCAUCUGCCAAGUGGAAAAGCACACAACUGGCAGAGGAAGGAAUGAAGCCUUCCAGCCUCUGAGAUGGGGCUGGAAACAGCCGACAGUUACAAAAAUAAAAAAGCCAAGAACAAAACAAAACAAAGCAAAACACCUCCCCCCUCCCCAGCUGAAAUAUACUGAAGCAAAAUGUUUAUUUCUGAAAGGGUUUGACAUUGUCACCUUAGAUGGCAUCAGGUUGUUUGUCAGGCUACAGCACCAGCCUGUGAUUCAAGCAUUUCUUUGGAAGAGAACUGACCCCUGAGGUUAGGCUGUUACAGAGAACAGUUUUGACAAUCAUUAAUAGUCUUUUUUCCUUGUAGUUGGUGAAGAGUGGUUUUCCCAUCGGGCCGUCAGACCUAUGACUGGCACAGUUACAUUAAACUUGAUAUGGUACUCAAUGCAAAUAGCUACCUACACAAAGUCCAUCUCAUUUUUACUGUACAUAGUUCUGCAGAUUUGUGUUCUAAAGUGAGACCUUGACAUGCUAAUUGCUUUUUUUUUUUCCCUUGCUUUCUUGGGCUUUUUAAAAUUAUAACCCAUUCAGGUGAUGCUGAAUGGUGUUCAUUACCCUAGAAGUUAAUGAAAAGAGGAACUAUAUUCACAUUCAAUUGAAAAAAACUGAAAACAGGCGAGAUAAGCCAGGGAAAUUGCAGUAGGUUGCAUGUAUUUUAAAAACAAAAACAAGAAGAAAUCAGUGUUUUAUUGGAAGUCUUUAUCAGAUAAUAUGAACUGGACUAAUUAGUAGACUCUUUGUUUUCUAACACUGUAAUCCUACCCCAGCCAUAAAUAUAUUUUAAUUCCAGAUAGCUGAAUUUCUUAAUACUGAAUAUACUGUAAUUUUUACCAGAUUUAUUGUCAUGAAAAUUUUACCAAUUUGUGCACAAAAUCUGCUUCUUCAUCAGCUACACUAACAGUGAUGUUUGGUCACUGUUACUAAAGGUGCUUCAUCCUUUGAAACAGUGGUUGUCCAAUUUAGUGUGAAUAAAGUUCUGUAAGCUAGUUUGUAUGCAAUAUUUUGUUGCUUGGAAUUAUAUUUGAAUUCCUAAAAAGGAAAUAAAAGUUAAUUGAACAAGAACUUUAAAAGGAUUGUAAGAGAUUUGUAGUGUUUUUCCACUGGAAUAUGGUCUAAAGUAUUUGACCUUGUAAAGUCUGAGAAGUUAUAUAUUUUAGGUGGUAUAUUAGAACUCACACACUAUAUUAUUAAUACUUUCUAGUGUAACUAUA
Molecule: messenger RNA, 2884 nt
Organism: Cyanistes caeruleus (blue tit)
Lineage: Eukaryota; Metazoa; Chordata; Aves; Passeriformes; Paridae
Source: RefSeq, a predicted model, not a curated record